This is a messenger RNA of Cladocopium goreaui, 1977 nucleotides long. NCBI's taxonomy places the organism in Eukaryota, Dinophyceae, Suessiales, Symbiodiniaceae. The record is from the annotation of a GenBank genome assembly.
CACAAUCAAAAAUUCUUCCGCUUACUACUUCAUCAGAUAUUCUGCGACGCAACGUAGCUCGGUGUUUGAACCGUUCGACCCCAGGACCCCCAGGCUAGAUCUUGGUGACUCCGGGUCGUUCUCUCCAUAUUUGUGAAGCAACUAUGAACGUUACAAGCUUCAGAUACAUCGCAUUUUUGGUCAUGAACUUGCAGCAGGUGCAGGCAACGAAGGAUGCCUGCAAAGGAACCGUUGAUAUGCUCGCAAGUGCGCAGGAGAUGCUCUUGCUUAUCGCUGCAUUCACCGUGGGUUGGCAUUUGAUCGGGCCAUGCCUGGGCAAGUUGUUGAAGCUCCUUCGGCAUUGCAGAGCCGUGAGCUGCACCAGGCCCACCCGAAGCACUCCAAGCGCCCCAAACGCCGGUGCCUCCAGUGCCUCCAGUGCCUCGAGCGUAGACGGCGCGGACUGCACCGACACUGAUAGCGUUCAGAGCUCUGUGGCACCGAGGGAGAGCAAAGAUGGAGAGGGCGAAGGUCAAAGGCAGCAGCGACAAAGGAACUUCCCAGCCGAGCUCUCCGUAUCUGCCGCAGCUAGCAAGGGUGGACUGGACUCGGUCAGGCUAAAUGGGGCCGAUGGCAACUUUCAGGAGUGCGCUCUCAACAAUCCGUCGACGUGCAGACUGCUUCGUCAAGCUGUGCAAGCUUCAGAAGGGCCUGGUGCAAGCCAACUCUUGGCCCUUGCUCGGCGGCUGCUGAAGAAGCGAGACAUUCACGGAGCUGAAAAGUGCCUUCAAAAUGUCAGUCAAUACGCUCCUGUUGACCUUCGCACGAGAAAGUUGUUCAUAGUCGCCUGCGCACGGAGUGGCAACAUGGAUAUGGGAACGCAAUGCCUGCAGCAGCUUCAAUCGGACGGGUUUGACGGAGACUUUGCUAUUUACUCUGCAAUCAUCCGGGGCUUUUGCAACGUGGGAAAGGUGGAAGAGGCCUUGACAUACCUUGAGUUGAUGCUGCAGCGCAAGCUGCAGCCAGAUGCAAUGCUUUUUGACAUUUUGCUUGAGGGCUGUGUGAGUCGCAACCUCUUUCAAAAAGCUGAGCGUAUCCUGAACUUCAUGAAGGACCUGGGCAUACAAUUUUCAAACACAACCUUGGCUGCAUGCAUCAAACUGUACUCUGCCCGUGGCGAAAUCAAGCGGGCCUACGUGAUCUUCGACGAGUGGGUCCAGACAAAUCGCCUUCAACCAAAUUCUGAAGUGUAUGGGGCCCUCAUUGCAGCAGCACUUCGGAACGGCAGACCGGAGAUGGCACUUUCUACAUAUGAGACUGCUGACUGCACUCCAAGCACCCGAACCUAUGAGCAAUUAGUGCAGUGCUGCCUUCAAUUGGGUUUGCUUGACAAAGCGGUGGAGUUGUUGGAUGAAGCGCUCGGAUUGAAAGACGCCGCCCCUUCAAGGCGAGCCUUUAUCCAUCCAAAGAUUAUCGAGGAGCUCUUGGUCUUGAUUUCUCGAAGGAAGGAAUCUGAAAGGCUGGCGAUGCCACUCCUCAAGCGCUUGGAAUCUGCUGACUUUGACCUCCCUGAGAAUUUUGAUCGCUAUAUCAAACCAAAUGCCAGCAUCACUCCCUUGGGAAGCAAGCGACGCGCAGACUUCGAUCGCUGGCGCAGCUUUCUGCGGUACCCUUGCGCAUUUUGAAUUCAAAAGAUGCCAGAACAGGUCAAAGGUGUCGCACGCAGUAGCCAAGAGGAGAAGAAAACAUGUCACAAAUGUGAGAGAGAGAGAGAGAAGAAAAAAAAACAAGGGAAAAAAGAUAGACAGAAAACGUCAAGUGCGUGAGUUGUGGCAUCAUGCACAUCAAUGUCAUGGUACACUGUGCUGGAAGCUGUGCCUGAAGACCUGCAACUUACCCAGACCAUGUGUGCCAAGAUGUGCAGAUGUGCAAAAGCUUUCGCUGACAGGUGAAAUUGGCCUUCGUGUCCUGAUGCAUUGACAGGUGUAUCAAUAGAUG